UUCACAUGUUGUCCCUCGCUGUAAAAGUGACGCGAUAGCAGAAAGGAUGAGAAUAUAAAACCCAAACAUUUCCCAAGGCUGCAGUUCACACGACCGCGACGACGGAACAGUCUUUAAGCACUAAAGUACAGUUAGUUUUAGGUAUACAAAUACUACAUUAGGUCUUAACAGUGUCGCGGAGGAACGUUGUUGUGGUAAUUUACCGACCCCCAAAAAACGAUCCAGCAACAAGUAAUGCUGUCGCCGGGAAGCCCUUCCAAAUGGCAAGUGCAAGACUCCUCCUCAUCCACCGCCAGCCUCAUGUACAGUGAGAGUGACCAGACGGAAGAUGAAUCUGAGAUGUUCUCCUCGGGGGGCGAGUCCACGUGCAGCGUGCCUGUUACAAAAACAUAUUGUUUGGGCAAAAGGAGCAACCAAACUUCAAAAUCACCCCUAAAGUCUGUGGAUCAGGGAGAUGUUUGUGUUGAAAACGGUCGUAUGGGAUGUUCAUCAGCAUCUCCGGCAGUUCAGAGCUCGGCAUCAACAACAAAGGUUCCUACGGAAGGAGAUUUGAGGUUUGCAUGCAAAUGUUCAGAACUGCAUGGGUAUGUCAGGCCUCUUUUGGAGUUGUUAAAUGGAUUGAAAACAGGUCGAUUUGAAAAAGGGUUGAGCACAUUUCAGCAGAGCAUGGCCGUUGAGAGACUACGAAAGAUUCUGGGGGUUCUGCAGAAACCUGACCUUGGGGAUAAAUAUAUGGGGACUAUUCUACAGUUGGAGGUGUUGUUGAAGGUCUGGUUCCCUCAGGUGAUUCCACAACAUCAUGAUGGAACAUCAUCACUCCACAAUCCUAUGGCUAGCGUUCAACCCCGCUGGAAUCAGGACCAGUUGCAUAUUCCUGUGAAGAAACGCAGAUUGAGCUGGUCAGAUUCCGACUCGCAAAAUUCGCCAAGCUGCAAACGCUUUCACGAGGAGGAACGAGGGCAGAGCCUAAGUGACACCAGCUCGUGGCUCAGCAGCUCUGAAACCGCAUCCAGUGACCUAGUAAAUGACAACGGCAUCUGUGCAAAUCAAAAGGAUAGGGCAUCUGAACUCGAACUCGUAGAAAAUGUCAGCGUCCACCCAUUACAGCCGAAGACAGACUCCUUAAAUGUUGCCCCCGCAACGAGAGCGACAGGAAAACCACCUCCGCUUGUAAUUCCACCCUCAGCUAAAGAUGGCAGCAAUGUGGGUACCCAAGACUGUUCAGUGUCCUCCACAACUCCUACUUCCGACUCACCGGCAGACUCAGAGGUUGAUGAAAGAGAUCAGCUAUUGCAACACAGGGCCGUAGUAAACCGGUGAAAGGGGAGGGGCCAAAAAAAACAGUUAAUCGCAAAUCUUAUCGCACAUAGCAUUAAGGAAUUUCCUUAUCUAAGGGAAUGAAUAAAUUGAAUCAGCCUUUUCUAAAGCCUGUUGAUGGUCAGGAACUCAUUCACAAAGUGAAAUAGUUUUUUUUAUAGCAGUCUGAUUUUACAUUCUUAUACUUAAAUGCACAUGUGGUAUAGUGAUAGAUUAUACACGUCCAAAAAGACCAGAACAGUGUCUUAGUGUGUGUUGAUAUGCACUGUUAUGAAACACUCUUCUGCACUGCCUUCUAUGUUAACACAAUAUCAUAAAUCUCUCCUAUAAAGAACAUCCAACCAAAAAAGCCAGACGUAUGCAAAAUAAUUUGCUUGUAAAAUGUCCUGAAGCUUGAUCUGUGUUGUGAUGAACCUGAAUGUUCUUUAAACUGAAAAAUCCACCUCAACACAGGAUGAUUGGAAAAUACAUUAUGUUGGAUAUUCUCAAGGCAGUUGUAUUUAUUAGGUCAUUACUUGAAGACAGUGAAUUCACUUAAACAGCCUUAAAAUGACACCUAAGAGUCAGCAUUGUGGGCUGUAGACCGUUAUCUAAACGUAAUAUUAUAUAUUUAUUAAGACUGAUUUAAGGAUCGGGAACGUCAAACGUUGUGAUACUUGGAUGUAUAACAUAUUUUUGGUAGAGCGCAAAUGGUAAGUUAUUGAAAACAUUCUUGUCAAAAACAGUUUGCACAUUUGUAUUGCUUCCAUGUUAAACUUUAAUAAUACGUAGGUUUGUUACAAAAUCUAUAGGUUUUUAUUACAAGACAUUGGCACAAUUGGUUCAGUCUUGCUUGAAUUUUUGUGGGUCUGUCUCUGAGCAUUGUGAUUAUUUACCACUCUUUAAAAUGUAUCUGUUUAAGUUAAUGAGUAUGUUGGACGUCACGCACUGUAUAGAGCACACUGCAUAGCUAUUUGGAGGAUUUUGAGUUGAUAUGUAGAAAUUAUUUUAACAUUAAAGGACAGUAUUUAGUAGAAGUGUCGUGAAGAUUUUGCAUGAGAAAACGACUUGGGAAUAUAGACCGAAACUUAUGUAAGUAAAGUCAUUGUGCAGUUGAAUGUGAUGUAUAUAAGUGUAUAUUGUUGAAAUCUCAUAAUAGAGAUUCGGUCUAAAAGGGAAAAGCGCUCAUGAAAAUGUAAUGUGAAAAAUGUUGAAUUCUGUUUAAGAAUGGUAAUAUUUUUUGCAGGAUAGAGUCACUUUGUAGACGUGUCGGACUGUUAAGCAUUACUUUUUUAUACUUUGUUCUUUAUCCAAAAAAAUGUUUUCUUGUGAAGAGACCUGUUCCAUUUUCAGUAUCAUUAAAGGUUUCUUAUGGCUUGCAUUGCCACGUUCUGCAAAGUGUGUCUAUGUAUUUGUUUAUGAAUCUAUUGACAUCAAGUUUUUGGUUUUAAGAUGAUUUUAUCUGCCUGUUGAUGCCUGAAUCAUGUCAGCAUUAAAGGAGUAGUCCCACCUGCUCAGGAAGUCCAGGUCUGACCCCUGCUGGAUGUCUCACGUUUUUAAGCAAA
Molecule: messenger RNA, 2861 nt
Organism: Triplophysa rosa
Lineage: Eukaryota; Metazoa; Chordata; Actinopteri; Cypriniformes; Nemacheilidae
Gene: ciarta
Product: circadian associated repressor of transcription a
Exons: 6
Coding region: 235-1320 (361 amino acids)
Biological process (GO): circadian regulation of gene expression; negative regulation of DNA-templated transcription
Cellular component (GO): nucleus
Molecular function (GO): RNA polymerase II cis-regulatory region sequence-specific DNA binding
Source: RefSeq, a predicted model, not a curated record